GUCCUUCUGCUUGUCACUGUAUCCCAAUCGACUUAAAACUGAGUUAAACGAGGUUUGGACUGGGCAGAGCUGUGCGCACAGAGGAAAUCUCCUCCAUCUACCGGUAAUGUGUUGAUAGCCUGUGCAGCCUAUCAGGGCGGACUUACGCUGCGACGCACCGUGAGGUCGAUCGAUAGUAAACUCGAUUUUGUGCACAUCAUCUUUCGGCUCCAGUCCCAGCAUCUCUCUCCUCCAUUCAAACAACACUCUCCUGUCCUGCCCCCAAUCUCCAGCCUUCGUAAUGACCUUCGAGCCAUCUAGUUGAGUGGUGUCUGCUUGUUUUGGGGUUUUUUUGUCUUUCCUCUGCUGUGGAGGGAAGCCUGUGCUGCAUCGGCAUCACUGCGGAGCGUUUUAGGUGACCGCGGUCCAUAGGCUACAUUUGGGUGUAUUCUGCCUGUGAGAGCUACAAUGGCGAAGGCAGUCCCGUCAUCCAGUGCAAUAACAGGUGAAAAGAUGGCCCCACCGUCCGUCACUCUACUUCCUGACAAAAGAUCUCCGACAAACGGUCACAGCUCUCCAGUCAGAAUGGGAAAACUGACUCCGUCUAACACAGAGAAGAAGCCACACGUUAACGGACACGCGUCCCCUUCACACUUAGCAGCUAACAUCAGUAACAGCCAUGCAGGUAAACAAAUCGUAGAGGGUUAUUUGAAGACAGAUGACAGGAUGCGAUUAGCCAAAGAAAGACGUGAGGAGAGGGAGAGAAGUCUGGCGGCCAGGGAGCAGCUGAUCAGGGAGAAGGAGCGCAGAGCUCGUCUGCAGUAUGAACGCACGGUGGAGGAGCGCUGGAGGCGGCUGGAGGAGCAGAGGCAGAAAGAGGAGCUCCGCAGAGCUGCAGUGGAGGAGAAGAGGAGGCAGCAGCUCGAGGAGGAGAGGGAGCGUCUGGAGGCCCUGAUGAAACGCUCUCUGGAGCGAAGCCUUCAGCUGGAGCAGAGGACCAAACGCUGGAGCAGAGGCUGCCCAACUGGACCAGGUGACAGUGAGAAUGCCCCGCUCCCUUUCUCUGCUGCCUCCGCCUUUUCCCAUGGCAUUGCCUCCCCCCUUCCUGCUGUCAGCGAAUCUGCGCCCUGCAGCCCUCACAGGUCACCUUUCUGCAGCUCGCUGAACCCUGCAGAUCCCAGCAGAGCUGGACUUCAGGGAGGCUCUCACUCCACUCCCAAUACCCCCAAGAAAGAGCGUCUGCGCAGAGACAGAAGAACUGCAUCCCCUGGUUGUGGAUCUCCUCUGAGAAGAUCUGAAUCUCCUGCUAGUGUCACCAGGAUCUUGGCUUCCCCUACAACCUCCAAGCUGGCAGCUAAGAUGCGCUCCCAGUCUCCUAGCAAUGCACAUCAGUACCAUCACUCACCUACAAGACAUCGUCCAAACCUGUCAACCGAUGAUAGGAAAGCAGAAGACAAGAAGGUGGAAAAACAGAGUGAACAAUCUGAACAUGAGAGUGCAGUUAAAAAGAAAUCUGACAACAGCACGGUUUCAUCUUCACAAGCUGAGAAGAAUAUGGUCAACGGUGAAAUCGCUAAAUCCAGAUCAUCCAAAGGUGAAACUUUUGAUAAGCAUCUCAGAGGCAACCGCCCUGAAAAAAAUCUGUCCCCUGACAGAAAGAACGACACGUCUCCCAAAGUGGAUUCCUCUGAGAAGGAUGGAGACAAGAAAAAAGAAUCAGCACCCUGUGCCUCCACAGUAAAGGUGGCAGCUGGCACAACAAAUGCAGAGGAGGCUACCAGAUUGCUGGCAGAGCGUAGGCGUCAGGCCCGAGCUCAGAAAGAACUGGAAGACAAAAAACGGCAACUCGCGGAAGAAGAAAGACUAAAGGAACAGCAGUUGAGGAAGCAACCUGCACAGGAGCAGCGACAGCAGGAGGCAAAGGAUCAAGAAAUGAAGAGUGAUCAAGCUCCUCGCAGGCCGAAACAAGAGGUAGACAAGGGAAAGAAAGAGGAGCAGGAGAAGGAGCAACAGAGCCAGGUGGACAAAGAGAGAGAAAAAGCCAAAGUCCAGGCUCAAGAGGAUGCAGAGCGUCAGCGGCAAGACAGAGAACUGCAGACGCAACAAGAGGAGGAGGAGAGGCUGCUAAGGAAAAAGAGGAUUGAGGAGAUCAUGAAGAGAACUAGGAAGGGCGAAGCUGACUUGAAGAAGGAGGAGCAGGUGGAGACGAAGCCCGUCUCACCGCCAGGUGAAGAAAAGACUGUUCAAUCUAAUACUCAGGUGAACAAGCAGGGAAUCAAACAGGUUGAGUUUCAGGUUCAAGAGCAGGUCACAGUCCAGGUUAACGUGAAUGAACGUGCCCUGGUAAAGCAAGAAGCUGCAGCACAGAUGGACAAUCAGAAGAGUUUGCCAGUUAAAAACAUCACUCAUCAAGAGACACCGACUCAAAGGGUUCCUGACAAGAGAAAGGACACCAAACAAACCAGUGAGGAGUGCACCGGCCAACCUAAGCUCAACCAACAGGGAAGAGAAGUGGAAAUAAAUGCGAACAAGCAGCACACAGCAAACAAAGCCACAGAACAAAUAAAUAAAGAGCCGACAAAGCUGGCAGCAGAUGCCAGAGUCAAGCAAAGAGAGGGUGGUGUGAUGAAUGGAGCAGUGAAAGGUGAAGGAAGUGCCUUAAUGAGCAGCCAUCUAACUGCUGAGGUAAGCAAACAACAAAGCGUGCGUGUGUCAGCAGCUGAAGGGAAAGUUAAAGUUUUGCCCCAGGUGGAAGCUGUUAGACCCUCUGUGAAACCCCUGCCAGUGCUGUCCCCGCCAACCAUCAAGCUGGAGCCAUUAGAUGUGAGGGAUACGCGAUCUUGUGAUGAGGUGCAGUCCAUGGAGGUGAGCCCGGCUUCAAGGGAGGUACUGAUCUCCAUCCCAGAGUUCUCACCUGUCAAUGAAAUCCAGCACGGCAGUAUGAGUGACACUCGAGCUCUUGAGGAUCUGAUGGACCUGACAGGCAGCGUCACCUACCCCAAACUGUCCUCUGAAGGCAGCAUCGGCGACUGCAACAAGAACCUCAUUGAGGGUGUUGUCAGUCCCAUAUCGGACUCAAAGCUCAUCGGGACGCCGCCUCCGUCCUCAAAUAAACUUAAUGUUAAGUAGUCGAUAAUCUCUCUUUUUCUCUCCCCUCUCUCUGUCACACACACACACACACAGGAUGUCACUGUUGAGUAUGCGCCCGUGUGUCACUACAUUUAUGGGAAAAGAGCCAUAGAGAUUGUUGAAAAGAAAAAACUGUAAACUGUGACUUGCAAUAUAAACCCAAUAUAUCUUGUAGUCUAAUUACAUAUCAGCUGACCACUGGAUUGAUGCAUCAAAGAUUUUGUUUUUUCCGUGUGCCUGUAUGUGUGUGUCUUUGUGUGCGUGUGUGUGUGUGUGUGUGAGCACACAUGAAAAAGGGUCACGGAAAGAAAGUGUGUCUGGAUAUGUGAAAUAAUAACAAAAAAGACAAAUAUGAGGAUUUUGAAUAUUAUAAAGUAAAAAAACAAAACAGUAUUGCUGUUUCCUCACUGGUCUGACACCUGCUCAGGGCGCUCAUGACAGCACUUGUACAGGCAAGACCGUUUCAGUUUCAUAGUGCUACUUUAGCAAUAGUACUAUGAAACUAUAGUAGUACUUCUUUCUAGGUAAUGUUAUCCCUGCAUGUGUUGAUGAUUGAUUUGGUUGGAAUUUAAAUGGAUUUGUCUAACAAAGUAAAAUCCAGCAGGACUCUCAGGACCUCUGCAGUCCCUCACUCUUGUUAACCCAACAAGAUCAACCAUGGCAUUGUUCACAUUUUUGAUUUCAUGGCAAUGAGAUGAUUCUCCUUAUUCUUCAUGUUAUUUCAGACUGGGACUUUCUAACUGCACGUGAGUGAGAAGGAUGAUUCCAAAACUGUCAAGAUGAAUGUUACUGCACAUUAAAAAAAAAAAAAAAAAAUCAUGGCAUCAGCAGAGAUGAUGAUACAGUACAUUGCUACAUGUUUGUUGCAGACUAGAGAGAAUGGCUUGGACUCUUGCAAAUAUACAGUAACUGCAUUAAUGAAAGCUGAUUUCACUUUUCACAUUUUACAGUGAUACUAAUUAUGGAUUUCUGGUUAUGAAAAUACUGACAACUGAGCAACUUCAUGUCAUUUAAAAAUUAUGUGUGCCUUGCUACGUAAAAGAUUUCCAAGACACAAUGCUAAUAGAUGCAUUUAUCUAUUAGUCCUAGAUUCAAAUCAAUAGAUUUUUAGCCAUUGAUAUAUAAGACUGAAGUGCACUAGGGCAGGAAUGUUUGCUUAACAAUCAACUUGUAAGUAUCUCUGUAGCUAUAAAGAUGCUGUGACGCUGUGUGCUGUUACAGUGUUUCUCCUUCCAUCUUGCUAUACUGUGUGGUCCUGUGUAGGAAUUAACCAAUGGACUCCUUUAACUUCUUGAGCAAUUCCUAAAAUAACUACAAAUUUUUUUGAAAUUUUCUGUGCUAUGUCUAAUUGUAAUUUUGGUAAAGAUGCCUUAUGAGGGGCUGAUUGGUUACUGGGUUUUAAUGUCGGUCUUCUGGCUGUGUAUGUCCAUCCUUUCUGUUUUGUAUUGUUGUGUGUGACCUGUAAUACUUGAACCUCGGUUUGAAACACAUCAUUUCCGUCAUGCUGCAAAUUAUGCCCACAGCUUGUACACAUUGUCAUGUCACUUAUAAAGUGACAUUAAUGUUCCUGAGACAAUAGAAAGCCUGGUGUUUUACUGUCUUAAGUAAUCAUAUGUCUGUAAGUUACAUGUAGUAUUUGAAAUUUAGGAUUUCCUGUGUGUUUUGCAUAUUUAAACACGACUGUUUGUUUGUUUGUUUUUGGCAAAGGGGACCGAUUUUAAGAAAAGGCAUAUUAAUAUAAAGAAAUGAUAAGUCUGUCACAGUCAGCUUGAUACCUUAAGUUAUGUAAUUUCUUCAGACAUUGCGCAUGGUUAGCAUGAUCAUAACUUUGUUAUCAGAAACAAUAAAAUGUAAAACUAU
Scatophagus argus is the source of this 4968-nucleotide messenger RNA. It is a transcript of the gene map7d2a, whose product is annotated as MAP7 domain containing 2a. Bases 448 to 3108 code for a protein of 886 amino acids. The record is from RefSeq and is a predicted model, not a curated record. Gene Ontology annotation, cellular component: microtubule cytoskeleton. NCBI's taxonomy places the organism in Eukaryota, Metazoa, Chordata, Actinopteri, Scatophagidae. The transcript is spliced from 17 exons. Gene Ontology annotation, biological process: microtubule cytoskeleton organization.